Monopterus albus (swamp eel) is the source of this 698-nucleotide messenger RNA. RefSeq names its product adaptor related protein complex 1 subunit sigma 3b (gene ap1s3b). The record is from RefSeq and is a predicted model, not a curated record. Gene Ontology annotation, cellular component: AP-1 adaptor complex; membrane coat. Gene Ontology annotation, molecular function: clathrin-cargo adaptor activity. Bases 9 to 413 code for a protein of 134 amino acids. Lineage: Eukaryota; Metazoa; Chordata; Actinopteri; Synbranchiformes; Synbranchidae. Gene Ontology annotation, biological process: intracellular protein transport; vesicle-mediated transport. The transcript has 5 exons.
UCUCGCCCAUGUCAGAGCGUGAGAAGAAGAAGACCAUUAGGGAAAUGACCACUAUGGUGUUGGCACGACAGCCACGCUCCUGCAACUUCCUGCACUGGAAAGACCUGAAGAUUAUUUACAAGAGAUAUGCAAGCUUAUACUUCUGCUUGGGUGUAGAGAACGAGGAGAAUGAGCUGUUGGCCCUGGAGGUUAUCCAUCGCUACGUGGAGCUGCUGGACAAAUACUUUGGCAAUGUGUGUGAGCUGGACAUAAUCUUUAACUUUGAGAAGGCUUAUUUUAUCCUGGAUGAGUUUCUAAUGGGAGGGGAGAUACAAGAAACCUCCAAACUGAGUGUGAAUCGCUCUAUUGAAGCAUCAGACAUGUUACAGGAGGAUGACAACAGUGAGUGGUAUGAGGUGGAGCUGUUUGGAUGACCUUGAAUAUGGACAGAAAGACUAUGGAAGAGUAUAUGAGCAAACCUGCAUUUUAACCCAUGGGGAAGGGAUGUACAGUAAAAGGAAAACUACAGGAGCCAAAUGUGUACUGUAUAUAAGUGGGAAGAAGUUAAUGUUUAAGGAAAUGAGGUUGACUUUUCUAUUGAACACUGAACAUAAAAUGGCCGUAUUGAAUGUCUGCUUGUCUUCUGCCUGCAGCUUUGCUGCUUCUUAUGAGAGUUGAGUCUAAUAUUUGUUCAUAGCUGUGUGCUUAAAUGAAGGAGG